This is a messenger RNA of Aplysia californica (California sea hare), 1065 nucleotides long. Its product is annotated as cytosolic iron-sulfur assembly component 2A. The record is from RefSeq and is a predicted model, not a curated record. The coding region runs from base 108 to 539 and encodes 143 amino acids. The transcript is spliced from 6 exons. NCBI's taxonomy places the organism in Eukaryota, Metazoa, Mollusca, Gastropoda, Aplysiida, Aplysiidae.
CUUCUGCCUUUUGCAUUUUGCAGUAGUUUCGCUUUCACAGUUGUGGAUAAGAAUAAGAAAGGCUACCCCCACUCAAGGCCAAGGUACAUACAGCUGAGAUCGGCAGCAUGAGUGUGAACGUUGACCCAGAUGCCAGUGGUGACCCUGAAAUAAAGGAGUUGAAGGAGACAGUUUAUGACCUAAUCAGCUGCAUCCGAGACCCCGAGAAGCCGGAAACACUGGAAGAGCUGAAUGUGAUAUCAGAAGAAGGGGUUCAAGCAAAGAGGCUGGAAAAUGGCCAGUUCCUGGUGAACAUUGAGUUUGUGCCCACAGUGCCUCACUGCAGCCUUGCGUCAAUAAUAGGGUUAACAAUGAGGUCAAAACUGGAUAAAUGUUUACCACAGAAGCUCAAGGUUGAUAUCUUCAUCAAAGAGGGGACUCAUGAUACUGCUGAUGAAAUCAACAAACAGAUAAAUGAUAAAGAGAGAAUCUCAGCUGCCAUGGAGAACCCCAAUCUGCAGACUCUGGUCAAAGAAUGCAUUGAGAAUGAGGAAAUGUAAAGUCACUAAGAAUGAGUGCUAUCUGGAGAUUUGUUUCUCUCAUAAAAGUAUCCGAAGGCAAUGCAGAGAAGAAAGGACAUUGAUGUUUUAAGACAUAUGGAGAAGAAAAGACAUCUCCAAGUCUUAGUCUGCCUGCAGUUGUCUUUUUAAAACCUGGAGAAAUCUUUGAAAUUAAUUUUUGUCUCGAUAUUCAUCAGUGCCAUGUGUCCUUAGAAUGAGGACUUGGUGUUUUUCAGAAUUUUCUGAAGUGGUUUGUUAUAAAAGAAAUAUAUUGCAUGAAUAGGCAAGUCUCUGUUUCUGUCUCCCUUAAUAUUUUCUCGGUACUUCACCGAAAGCAAUUAAUCAAGAUGCACAGGUAUCUGUGGUCAGAUCUGAGAGGUGAAAAGGAAUUUGCUGAGCAGUUCAAUGUUGUAAUUUCAUUUUUACUUGCUUUGGAGCCUUGAAUGACACUUGUUUGAUUUUAUGAAACAAUUUGUGAUGAAAGCAGGAGAAAUACUAUUACUGUUUAGUUGUUUUUUUUUGGUUU